Messenger RNA from Sporothrix schenckii 1099-18, 2700 nucleotides. Its product is annotated as RINT-1 family protein. The coding region runs from base 1 to 2700 and encodes 899 amino acids. NCBI's taxonomy places the organism in Eukaryota, Fungi, Ascomycota, Sordariomycetes, Ophiostomatales, Ophiostomataceae. Gene Ontology annotation, cellular component: Dsl1/NZR complex. The transcript has a single exon. Gene Ontology annotation, biological process: endoplasmic reticulum to Golgi vesicle-mediated transport; retrograde vesicle-mediated transport, Golgi to endoplasmic reticulum; regulation of ER to Golgi vesicle-mediated transport. The record is from RefSeq and is a predicted model, not a curated record.
AUGACGACCUCCUCGGACGCACCGCUGGUGGUCUUCCCUUUUGGCGAGCCGGACCCCCGCCUUGAGGACUACCUCGACGACAAGCUGCAGUCCACGGCCGACCUCGACACGCUCGAUGCGCUGCUCCAGGGGGUGAACCUGCAGCAUGAUCAGCUGCAGACCCAACUUGACGAUGCUGCGCGUGCUUUGGAGGACGCCCGUGGCGCGGCUGCUUCGCAACGAAAUGCCUUCCAAGACGCUCUGGCCGAGUUUGACGGCCUCGAAGACGAUAUUAUGCGGCGCCUCGCUGUGGCUAACGCGGAAAACGCGGCGCCCGAGGCCGUUGUGCAGCGACUGACGGGGCCCAUGGAGCACCUCCAGCGCGUCACCCUGGCACACGACUACUUGGUGCUGCUACAAGACGUCGGUCAACUGGCCGACGCCGCUCGCGCUGCAUUGCCCGACCGGCCCAAGGACGCGCUGGAACCAUACACACGGCUGAGACGGCUGGCCACGCGUUUGGUGGAGUUGCAAGGCGCUGCGGCCGAUACGGGGGCACCGGCUGCGCAUCUGGUGGCCCAUGUGGGUUCCGUGGCGAAUGGGUUGUGGGCGGAAAUGAAUGCGACGAUGCGUAGCGAUUUUGCGGCAUUGCUCGAGAAGCGCGGCUGGCCCAGCGGCGUGGACGCGGCGAUUCCUGCAGACGAGACGUGGCGGGAUGGAUUUGGGAAGCUUGUCGAUCUUCAGGUGCCUGAGAUCCUCGAACGGUCCGCUGUUUUGUCGUCUUCUGCUUCCUCUUCCUCUUCCUCUUCCUCCUCUACCCAAAGCGAACCUCUCCCACUUUUACCCAUCGAUGUCAUGGCACAGAUCUUUAUCAAGGAGUUCCGAUACCAUUUCUUGACAGACGGCCGCCGGACAAGCGAACCUCGGCAGUUUGGCGACGUGUGCUGCCCCUGGUUUCUCGAGCGGGUCGAGACGUGGUCCGACUUUUUGCGGGCGAGUUUUGCGGACCUGUUGGCGGACCGCUUUGAAGGCACCGGCGCGGGAGAUAAGAUGGCCUACGUCGACCCUGUGUGCGCCCUGGUGGCUUCCCUGCUGCCAGUGAUGCGCGAAAAGGUGCAGCAGACGGUUGUCUAUGCCGUGGCACAGCUCCACCAGCAGAGACAGCAAUUGGAGCAGCAGCAAGGUGCCGACAUCGCGGGAUCUGCGCCCGUUCUCACGACACCCACAUUCCUGGGUAACCUGAUCGUGCAACUGCUUGCCUUUGAUGAGGAACUGCGGACGCGAUUUGGCUACGACGGUGGGUUGGGCAGCUCAUCAGCGUCGUCAGCUCGCUACUGGCCCGGCCUGGCAGGCGAACCCGGCGGCGUGCUCGACCUGCACUUCUCUCUGUGGCUGCAGGCCGAGAAGGAAUAUGCGCUCUCGCGGUACCGCGAGAUUGUAGAUGGCACAUCGCAGGCCGCGCUGGAUGCUCGCGCCACGAUUGACUACGAUUACAGUGGCGCCGGGCGGACAAAGCCGACCCUGGCUGCCGUGCACGUUGUCGACUUGCUGCGGGCAGUGUCGGGCCAGUACCGCUACUUGCGCAAGUUCCACCACCGCCUGCGAUUUUUGAUCGACAUUCAAAUCACGUUGCUCGACGCCUACGAUGAGCGUCUGCGCGGUUCGCUCGAGACGUACGCGUCCAUGACGUCGGCCGUCGGGCGCACGCUGCACGGCGUAACCAAGGAGCAGCUGGCGACUCUCGAGGGCACGGGCGGGCUCGAGGCGCUCUGCCGCGUGUUUGGCAGUGCGGACCACUUGAUAAACACGCUGCGUGAGUGGGCCAACGAGGAGUUCUUUGUCACACUCUACAACGAGCUGGAGACGCGGUCCAAAAAGGCCGAGCAGGCCGAGCGGGCCGGAGGGACGGGCCAGCUGGGUGGUGGCCUCAGCGUGAGCAAUGUGCGCGAUCGUACCGUAUCGUCGGCUGCUGUCGAUGGCGGCGCCCACAAGAACCACGGCGACGGCAACAUGGACGAGGACAACCUUUUUGACGGAACCAUUCAGGCGUUUAAGCAGCGGCGCAAGGCUGCACAGGACUUUCUCGUGUCGACACUGGCCGACUCGCACCGUAAGGCGUUCCGCCCAUACGUUCUGCGGACGCAGUGGACGACGGUCGCCGGGAAUGGCCGCGGAAGUAUCGACGACAGCAGCGACGCUUCUGCGACUGUAUCUAGUGCUGGCACAGUCAUCUCCCCGGGUGAUCUUGCCAUCACACCGGAACUUGACGAGCCUCUGCGCAUCAUCCGGCGCAACCUCGAGUUCCUGGCCCGUGCACUCGGCACGGUGCCGCUGCGGCGCGUUGUACGCGGUGCCUUUGAGAAGCUGCAAGACCAUCUCUGGGGCGAUGUGCUCAUGGCCAACAAGUUCACGACACUGGGCGCCGCACAGUUUGCGCGUGACAUCUCGGCCGUGGUCUCGACGGUGGAGCGACAGGUGCCUUUGGGAUCCACGGCACUCGAGGGCCUGCGUGAAGGCGUGGCGCUGUUGAACUUGCCUGUAUCGGUACCGGCCGACGCUAGCAGUGACGGCAGAGCUUCCGUCACUCUGCAGCAGGCUAAUGACCGCAUGUUUGUUGACAACACAGAAGCGAAAAAGCUGCUGCAAGAACUCCAGUUGACGACACUGACGCCUCCGACAGGACGAAAUAUUAUACAGCGGAGGAUCGAGAGUAGUGGAUGA